Aspergillus candidus is the source of this 1623-nucleotide messenger RNA. RefSeq names its product DUF914 domain membrane protein. The transcript is spliced from 3 exons. Gene Ontology annotation, molecular function: transmembrane transporter activity. The record is from RefSeq and is a predicted model, not a curated record. Gene Ontology annotation, cellular component: membrane. The coding region runs from base 292 to 1569 and encodes 425 amino acids. Gene Ontology annotation, biological process: transmembrane transport. NCBI's taxonomy places the organism in Eukaryota, Fungi, Ascomycota, Eurotiomycetes, Eurotiales, Aspergillaceae.
CCUCUUUUUUCCUUUUUUUUUCUUCCUUCAGGUUGCAUUGCUGCUCUUCUUCCGACAUCCAAUCCCCUUCGGACUUCUUGAGCGUGUCUCUUCUCCACGACCUUAGACGGGCGACUUCGGGAGUUUUGCGCUCGUUUUGGUCUUAAAGCUCCCAUUCACGCCUGGCCUUUUCCCAGGUUCCAUCAGUGUUGGAGAUACUUCGAUAUUGACGUCAAGUCUUGCGACCAUUGCAGCUACUACUGAUCCUUAGGUAUUUGCACCUCUUCACGGUCGCCGACUUCCUGUCCCACAAUGUCAGAUAGCAAAGAUCAAGUUACCACCCACGCCGCCUCUCUGGGGGUCACCGCCGCCAACCCACUGGCCGAGCCCUCGAAGCAGCAGACCGCGAUAACGCCGGAUGUCAAUUCCGCGGAUGGCGACGAGGAAUCCGUCUCCGAGGUGGCCCCGGCGGAUCAGCUGGAUCAGAAGAAGAAAGGGUUCUUGGCCUACUUCAAGACCAAGGAGUUUUACAUCACCCUGUCUCUUGGCCAACUGCUGGCAAUUGCAAACACGGCGACCAGCACCUUCAGUACCCUGCUGAGCCAGAAAGGCACCUCCAUCCCGGCCUUCCAGACCUUCUUCAACUAUGUGUUGCUCAACCUCAUCUUCACUUCUUACACUCUCUACCGGUACGGCAUCAAGGGCUGGGCCCGAAUGGUGUACAAGCACGGCUGGAAAUAUAUCAUCUUGUCUUUCUGUGACGUCGAAGGCAACUACUUCAUCGUGCUCGCGUACCGAUACACCACGAUGCUCAGCGCACAACUGAUCAAUUUCUGGGCAAUCGCCGUCGUCGUCGCCGUCUCCUUCAUUUUCCUCCGCGUACGCUACCACAUCUCCCAAGUGCUAGGCAUCCUGAUCUGCAUCGGCGGCAUGGGCGUCCUCAUCGCAUCGGACCACCUAACCGGCACCAACGGCGGGAACAUCUCCAGCGGCGACCAGCUCAAAGGCGACCUAUUCGCCCUACUAGGUGCCACCUUCUACGGCCUAGCCAACACCGGCGAGGAGUACUUCGUCAGCACGCGCCCCGUCUACGAAGUCCUCGGCCAGAUGGCCUUCUUCGGGAUGCUCAUCAACGGCGCCCAAGCCGGUAUCUUCGAUCGGGCCUCCUUCCGCACCGCCGUCUGGGACAGCCAGGUCGGCGGGUACCUAACCGGAUACACGCUCUGCCUGACGCUCUUCUACUCCCUGGCCCCGCUACUCUUCCGCCUCUCCUCAGCCGCCUUCUUCAACAUCUCCAUGCUGACCAUGAACUUCUGGGGCGUCUGCAUCGGCAUCAAAGUCUUCCACUACACCAUCCACUGGAUGUACCCCAUCGCCUUUGUCUGCAUCAUCGUCGGCCAACUCAUCUACUUCCUCGGUCGUCGUCUGCUCGGCGAGUCACGGAAGCCCUGGCUCGGCCAGAACCAGGAGCGUGGCAUUGCAGGCCUGUUUACCGCUAAGCGCCGGAUUGACCACACCACUACCACUACUACAUCUAAUUCUAACCGCGAUCUUGAUGAUCCCCGGACGACCGGUACGAGUGGGGUUUAGGCGUUAUAUAUCCGGUCUUCGUUUAUUAUUGGUCUUUGUCCUUUCAGGACUGAU